AUAAAGCGGUUGAACAAGAAGACUGUUCACAUGACUCGAGAAAUUCUUAUUCAGCUCAAACAGGUACGGGACAUCAGCCAUGAAAACCUGAACCCCUUCAUUGGAGCGUGCAUCGAGUCACCCAACAUUAUGAUGGUUUGGUCGUACUGCAAAAAGGGAAGCUUAAAGGACGUCUUGGCUAACGAUGAGUAUAAGAUCGACUAUGGAUUCAAACUGUCCAUGGCCAUCGACAUCGCGGCGGGCAUGAAAUACCUUCACAACACCUCUGUCAAAUUCCAUGGCAACCUAACUUCGACUCGAUGCGUGAUUGACAGUCACUGGGUUGUCAAGAUCACAGACUGGGGUUUGCAUGAAUUCAAAGCUGGACAGGAGAAUACCAAGAGUUUGCACAAGAUGUAUUAUGAUCUCUUGUGGACUGCACCUGAGCACAUCAAUAUCAGUAAGGUGGAGCGUGAGGGGUUUUCCCAGAAAGGAGAUGUGUACAGCUAUGGAAUACUACUUCAAGAAAUGUCCUUUCGUUCGGAGCCUUACAGCAGAAAAAUGUUACAACCUAAAGUAAUAAUUCACCGUGUUGUGGCUCAUGAGGAUCCUCCUUUCCGUCCUGAUGUUCCAUCAAUGGAAAUGAAGCCGGAAUACAUAGAGCUGAUGGUAGAUUGCUGGAAUGACGAACCCGAGGAAAGGCCGCAUUUUUACCGAAUUGUAGAGCGGCUCAAGAAAGAAAGUGGCAGAGGAUCUAACAUCAUAGAAAACAUGGUUACUAUGAUGGAGAAGCAUGCUAAUCACUUGGAACAGCUGGUGGAGGAACGAACCAGGCAGUUAAAUGAGGAGAAAGAAAAAACAGAGAAAAUCCUCUACCGAUUGCUCCCACCUUUGGUAGUGGACCAGUUGAAGUCUGAUAACACGGUGCAGGCCGAGGGAUUUGAGGAAGUUACCAUCUUCUUCAGUGACAUUGUCGGCUUCACUAAGCUGGCCUCCAUGAGUACCCCGCUAGAGAUUGUGGGCUUUUUGAAUGAUUUGUAUGUGUCCUUUGAUGAAAUUAUCAGUCGUUUUGACGUAUACAAGGUGGAGACAGUUGGUGAUGCUUACGUUGUUGUCAGCGGUUGUCCUAAGAAGAAUGGGAUAAAACAUGCUAGUGAAAUUGCGAGCAUGGCACUAGAGCUUCUCAGUCACAUGACUGUAUUUCGUGUGCGACAUCUGCCAGACCAUCAACUGCAACUGCGAAUUGGCAUCAACACGGGUCCAGUGGUGGCGGCAGUUGUUGGUGUGACCAUGCCACGGUUUUGCCUUUAUGGUCACACGGUCAACAUCGCAUCUAAGCUGGAAAGCACCUGUCUGCCUUUGCGCAUCCACGUGAGCAGCGAGUCACAUUCGAGGUUGGUUGAAGUUGGAGGUUUUUAUCUAGAGGAGAGGGGACAGGUCCAGAUUAAGAGGCAAGGACUGGUGACUACUUACUGGUUGGUUGGUAAAGAAGGCUUUGACAAAGCCUUACCCGACCCCCCACUGGACUUCUCAGAACCUCUGUUUGAAACUUUGGAUGUGUAUUAUGCCAGUUAA
Pocillopora verrucosa is the source of this 1554-nucleotide messenger RNA. Its product is annotated as atrial natriuretic peptide receptor 1-like. Gene Ontology annotation, molecular function: adenylate cyclase activity; guanylate cyclase activity; peptide receptor activity. The record is from RefSeq and is a predicted model, not a curated record. Gene Ontology annotation, cellular component: plasma membrane. NCBI's taxonomy places the organism in Eukaryota, Metazoa, Cnidaria, Anthozoa, Scleractinia, Pocilloporidae. Gene Ontology annotation, biological process: intracellular signal transduction; protein phosphorylation; receptor guanylyl cyclase signaling pathway.